CACCUCCACUGCUCUCUCUCUCUCUCUCUCUUCUCUUCUCUUCUCUUCCUUCUAUUAUUUUUUCCCCACUCUCCGUUGUUUUUUUUUUUGUGUGUGUGUGUGGGUGUGUUGGUUUCUUCUUCUCAGAAAAAAAAAAUGGGCAACUUCGAUCGAUCCAAGAAGAGGAUCCAGGUAUGGAAGAAGGCCCUGCUCCACUUCUCCCUCUGCUUCGUGAUGGGCUUCUUCACCGGCUUCGCCCCCCCGAGCACCGCCUCCCUUUUCUCCGGCGAGCUCGUCUCCUACCAACACAUAAAGAACUUGGGCAUCUCGGCCAACCCCGUCAAGGGCUCGGAGAAGCCAGUCGAGCCUGCGGGCCUCAACCGAAGCCUCAUGGCCGAGAUCUCGACGGAAAACCAGACCGCCACCAAAGACCUCACCGAGGCAGAUCCCAAGGAAGGAGGCGUUGACCCGGAGUCAACUCGUCGAAAACUUCUCAUCGUCAUCACCACGACUCGGUCCAACGACCGGUUCCGAGAGGCUUUCCUGACGAGGUUGGCUCAGACCUUGAGGUUGGUCCCUCCGCCGCUCCUCUGGAUCGUCGUGGAGGCUCACGGCGAUGCUCCCAAGACCGCCGAGAUGCUGCGGAAGACCGGAAUCAUGUACAGGCAUUUGACUUUCGAGGAGAAUUUCACCGACCCCGAGGCAGAGGAUCAUCACCAGAGGAAUGUGGCGUUGAGUCACAUCGAGCACCAUCGACUCACCGGACUUGUGCACUUCGCCGGAAUCUCCAACAUCUACGACCUCCAACUUUUUGAGCAGAUCAGAGGGAUCGAGGUUUUCGGGACAUGGCCAGUGGCGAUGGUGUCGGCAAACAGGAAGAGGGUAAUGGUGGAAGGACCUUCUUGUAGGUCAUCAAAGGUUGUGGGGCCGCCCAUGGAGGACUCGAGCUAUGGCACUACAAAUGAUGGGACUAAUACUGAUCCGAACAGUGUUGGGAUAGCCUCAAAAGCAGCGAGGAUUAACAUCUCAGGCUUUGCAUUCAAUAGUUCAAUACUGUGGGAUCCCGAGCGAUGGGGUCGUCCAACCUCCGUACCCGACACAUCACAGGACUCCUUCAAGUUUGUCCAAGAGGUGAUUGUAGAGGACGAGAGCAAGCUGAAAUGUAUUCCUCCUGAGAGCUCCAAGAUCAUGCUGUGGCACCUCCACAUACCAAGAGUCAUCCCUCUCCUGUUCCGCCAGAACCAAAACAGGAGGUAGAAACAGAGAGAAAGAGAAUCCAAAGAGGGGUUGUAUUAUAGGCGAAGAGUCUGCUGUUAAAUCUCUAAUUUUUCUGUUCCUUUUGGUGGGGGAAUCCGUCAUCUCCCAUGCAAUAUUAUUUAUUAUUCGCAUUCUUUCACUCUUA
This is a messenger RNA of Phoenix dactylifera (date palm), 1381 nucleotides long. Its product is annotated as beta-1,4-xylosyltransferase IRX9-like. Gene Ontology annotation, biological process: glucuronoxylan biosynthetic process; plant-type secondary cell wall biogenesis. Gene Ontology annotation, cellular component: Golgi membrane. Gene Ontology annotation, molecular function: xylosyltransferase activity; galactosylgalactosylxylosylprotein 3-beta-glucuronosyltransferase activity. The record is from RefSeq and is a predicted model, not a curated record. Lineage: Eukaryota; Viridiplantae; Streptophyta; Magnoliopsida; Arecales; Arecaceae.